GGAAUGAGAUGGUUUUUAAUAUUCAUUCCCACCCAAACCAUUCAAUGAUUUUAUGAUUUAAGACUUUGUAGGCAACCAAGUUAUGCAUUUCCUGUCCCCAUGAAUAUCCAACCUGGUUUACCCUGACUGUAGAUUUUGGGAAUUCUCCAGGUCUUACCCUGGAAAUGGACUUGGCAUAAUCCACCCAGACAAUUCCAUUUAUUUAUGCCACUUGUUCCCAUUUUCCUUGGAGAAAACGAAAUAACCUGCCCACAGAUGCGAUGAUCAAAACAAAACCCCCACCCCGACAUCAGCAGCACUGCUGGCCUGACCAGAGAUGAAUUAAAGGAUUAAUCCCAAUAAAUGGUGUGAAUUCCCAGAGUGCUUUCACUGCUCCCUGGAAUCACCAGCCCAGCCUGAAGGCGAUGCUGAGGUGAGAAAACAACCCACGUGCAUUCCUGGCCUCUCAUCUAACCCAUGAUCCCUGCCCACUCUUUCCAAAUCGUUGGCUUCCUCAUCACUCUGUCCAAAGGCAGGGGAGAUUUAUAUCCUGUCCCCAGGUGAGGGUGUUUUUCCUGGGCUGUGGAGACGACCAGGAGAAGAUGAAGUUCUCCCUCCUUGCGGUGCUGGCUUUGGUCCUGUUUGCAGCUCAAGCAAAUGCCCUGUACUGCUACACCUGCAACUGGGAGCAGAGCAACUGGAGGUGCCUGAAGGCUGAGAAGUGCUCGGACAAGGACGAGUACUGCGUCACCAACGUGGCCUCCGUGGGGAUCGGCUUUUUGUCCCUUUGGAAGAGGAUCACCAAGAAGUGCUCCAGCACCUGCCCACACCACAAUUUCCUGCUGGGCCUGGCCACCUACACCUCCUACUGCUGCCAAAGCUUCCUGUGCAACCUGAGUGCGUGCCCAGGGCCCCGGCUGGCUCGCCCCUGAGCCCCAUCCCGGGUCCUCCUUCAGCUGCUGGGAGAAAAUGGAUCCUGGAGGACUGGAGAUCUUGGCCAGAUCCCCCCAGGAGGGUGUGGACAUCAAACAUGAGGGAUAGAUGAAGUAUUGUUGUCGUGGUCUUGUCCUGUGGUGUCUCCCAACCUUUCUGCUCGUUUUUCUUCUGAGCUCUGUGUCUCCAGCAGCUCAGAGCUCUGAGUGUCACGUCCUUGGAUGCCUCCAGGGAUGGGGACU
This is a messenger RNA of Catharus ustulatus (Swainson's thrush), 1154 nucleotides long. Its product is annotated as lymphocyte antigen 6E-like. The transcript has 3 exons. The record is from RefSeq and is a predicted model, not a curated record. NCBI's taxonomy places the organism in Eukaryota, Metazoa, Chordata, Aves, Passeriformes, Turdidae. Gene Ontology annotation, molecular function: acetylcholine receptor inhibitor activity. Bases 582 to 911 code for a protein of 109 amino acids.